AUGCCUCUCUCUCUCGCUGCCGCUCUGUCGCUAUCUCUCUUUCUUUCCCCACCGUCAAACACCAGCACCACGACCACCACGACGCCGCCAAGCUCCGCUACAACAAGCUCCGACACCGCUAGCCUCUCUGCUGACAACAUCGCGCUGCGCAGCACCCUCCGUCUGCUGAUGCUGCAACGUGAUCGCGCUAAGCGCGACAUCCACACUCUCGAGGAGAUGCGCGAGGAUGCGUUGCGGGAGCCGCUAGAGUUCAUCGAAUUCAUUCAGAGUCAGAAGACUGGUCGUAGCAGCCGUCCAAAUUCGGCUUCAUCGUCCAGGGAUUCCGACAAGAAACCCAACUUCUUUACCGGACGGGAGCUCCCGAAGCCGCAGGAGAUAUACCGCUGUCCUCCGAUCGAGUGGUCCCAGUACCGGAUCCUCGGUGCUCCCUUGGAUGCGCUUCACGACAAGCAGAGACGCCGAGCUUCGCCGUCAAGGCCCUCGAAUGCUGCCGGACAGGGUGCCGCUGCUGCCGCUGGUGUUCCGCCAAGUAUGCAGACCGGAGGCAUCAUCGGCAUGCCACCAACGGAGUACGGAGAGGAUACUGGACUCAUGCAGGGACGCAUGCGCAUGUUUGAUGGCAUCGGUCAACGCGGUAGUGUCGUCGGUCGUUAA
Messenger RNA from Tricharina praecox, 654 nucleotides. RefSeq lists its product as uncharacterized. Lineage: Eukaryota; Fungi; Ascomycota; Pezizomycetes; Pezizales; Pyronemataceae. The coding region runs from base 1 to 654 and encodes 217 amino acids. The record is from RefSeq and is a predicted model, not a curated record. The transcript is spliced from 2 exons.